Molecule: messenger RNA, 1153 nt
Organism: Artibeus jamaicensis (Jamaican fruit-eating bat)
Lineage: Eukaryota; Metazoa; Chordata; Mammalia; Chiroptera; Phyllostomidae
Gene: ST6GALNAC4
Product: ST6 N-acetylgalactosaminide alpha-2,6-sialyltransferase 4
Exons: 7
Coding region: 152-1153 (333 amino acids)
Biological process (GO): oligosaccharide metabolic process; ganglioside biosynthetic process
Molecular function (GO): alpha-N-acetylgalactosaminide alpha-2,6-sialyltransferase activity
Source: RefSeq, a predicted model, not a curated record
AGGCCCGCUCGCCGGGUCCGCGGGCCAUGGAGCUCCCAGUGGCAGAUCGAGAGCGGUCGGCGCGUCCCAAUUUGCCCGCCCGGUGCCUGGCUCCCACCCCUUCCCAGCCCUGGAGACAGCAGCCCUCUUGCUGCUGAGUGGCAGCGACGGCAUGAAGGCUCAGGGUCGGUUCCUGCUCAUCAUCCUGUGCUCCUUGGGCUUCUCCGCUGCCUAUAUCCUGCUCUGCUGCUGGGCCUCCCUGCCCUUCUGCCUGGUCUCCUGCCUGGGCCCCCACCUCUCCACCAACUCCAGGCCCACCGUGCCGGGGCCCCUGCACUUCAGUGGGUAUAGCAGAGUGCCAGAUGGGAAGCCGCUGGUCCGAGGGCCUUGCCGCAGCUGUGCCGUGGUGUCCAGCUCCGGCCAGAUGCUGGGCUCGGGCCUGGGCGCCCAGAUCGACGGUGCCGAGUGCGUGCUGCGCAUGAACCAGGCGCCCACCGUGGGGUUCGAGGUGGACGUGGGCCAGCGCAGCACCCUGCGCGUGAUCUCGCACACGACUGUGCCGCUGCUGCUGCGCAACUACUCGCACUAUUUCCAGCAGGCCCGCGACACGCUCUAUGUGGUGUGGGGCCAGGGGAAGAACAUGGACCGCGUGCUGGGCGGCCGCACCUACCGCACGCUGCUGCAGCUCACCAAGAUGUACCCGGGCCUGCAGGUGUACACCUUCACCGAGCGCAUGAUGGCCUACUGCGACCAGGUCUUCCAGGACGAGACGGGCAAGAACCGCCCAGGAAAUACAGCUGCCAGCCUCCAGCUCUCUGCCCAGCUGCCCUCGUGCCAUCACCUGCCACAUACAUUGGGGUCUUGCAUCUCCGACAGGAGGCAGUCGGGCUCCUUUCUCAGCACUGGCUGGUUCACCAUGAUCCUCGCCCUGGAGCUGUGUGAGGAGAUCGUGGUGUAUGGAAUGGUCAGCGACAGCUACUGCAGGGAGAAGAACCACCCCUCAGUGCCUUACCACUACUUCGAGAAGGGCCGGCUGGACGAGUGUCAGAUGUACCUGGCACACGAGCGGGCACCCCGCAGCGCCCACCGCUUCAUCACGGAGAAGGCGGUGUUCUCUCGCUGGGCCAAGAGGAGGCCCAUCACGUUUGCCCACCCGUCCUGGAAGGCGCAGUAG